GAACUGACCCCAUUGUCGUGUUCAAGUCUUCAACACAACUCCAUCCUAUCUGGCUAUCUUUCCCCAAUUCCCCCCCAUCCCUAUGUACUCCGCAGCUCUUAGCUGCUGUUCGACGAAUGGUGGAGUGUUUCCCAAUCUAUAAUCAUUUCUCUUAAUUUUUCAUCAUUUCCGAACUCAUAAAGCGCAUUCUAGAAUAUAGCUUAGCAUUUCCAGAAUUUUGAUUGAUUUACUUGGGCAAUAAGGGGUGAAUUUCUCCUUUCGGAUUUUUGUUGUUACUGUGAGCUGAGGAAAUGCCUGGCAUAGUUUCAUUGAAAACGCCGCCGCAAGCUCCUCCGUUGAGAAUUCUAGUUCCGGAGGGGAGUGAAAGUCAGAUCGGAGCCAGUUCAGGUAGAUCCGAGCAUGUUAACGCCAAAUCGAGCUCGCCUGCUCAACGGCGUCCUCCCUCUCCUUCUCCGUCCUCCUCCCGAGCCAAGCCGUCUCCAGAUCGGGGAUCCGGAAAGAAGAAAUCGCCUCCUGAGAAGGCGGUUAUGUAUGAAUCUUCCCUGGACAACCCGGAUCUCGGGCCAUUCCUCUUGAAGCUGGCUAGGGAUACGAUUGCGUCCGGUGAGGGCCCGAAUAAGGCUUUGGAUUAUGCUCUCCGGGCCUCGAAAUCAUUUGAGAGGUGCAUUGUAGACGGCGAGCCCAGUCUCGACCUGGCGAUGAGUCUGCAUGUUUUGGCUGCUAUUUACUGUAGCUUGGGCAGGUUUGAGGAAGCUCUUCCGGUGCUGGAGAGAGCCAUCAGGGUGCCGGAUACCUCUAAAGGUGCGGAUCACGCGCUUGCUGCUUUCUCUGGGCAUAUGCAGCUGGGAGAUACUCAUUCCAUGCUCGGUCAGCUGGAUCGAUCGAUUGAGUGUUACACAGAGGGCCUAAAAGUUCAGAUUGAUGCUUUAGGAGAUACUGACUCCCGAGUUGCAGAGACUUGCAGGUACCUGGCUGAGGCACAUGUUCAGGCAAUGCAAUUUGACGAGGCUGAAGUUUUGUCUAAAAGAACACUUGAAAUACAUAGAGUCCACAGCCCGCCAGCAUCUCUGGAAGAAGCUGCUGAUCGGCGGUUAAUGGCUCUUAUAUGUGAGGCAAAAGGUGAUUAUGAAUCUGCACUGGAACACCUUGUGCUUGCCAGUAUGGCAAUGAUUGCCAACGGACAAGAGAAUGAGGUUGCUUCCAUUGAUGUUAGCAUUGGUAACAUCUAUUUGUCUCUGUCUCGCUUUGAUGAGGCUGUUUUCUCCUAUCAAAAGGCACUUAUUGUCUUCAAAUCAUCAAAGGGGGAUAACCAUCCCUCGGUUGCCUCUGUUUUUGUGAGGCUUGCUGAUUUGUACUACAAGACAGGUAAGCUAAGGGAGUCCCGAUCAUAUUGCGAGAAUGCCCUUAGGAUAUAUGCAAAGCCCGUGCCCGGAACAACUGCAGAAGAUAUUGCUAGCGGAAUGGCAGAAAUUUCUGCCAUAUAUGAACUGUUUAACGAACCAGAGGAAGCACUAAAGCUGUUGUCUAAGGCUUUGAAGUUGUUGGAGGAUAAACCGGGGCAACACAGUACAAUAACUGGGAUAGAGGCAAGGAUGGGUGUGAUGUUCUAUAUGUUGGGAAGAUAUGAUGAAGCAAGAAGCUCUUUCGAGAGUGCAGUGGCAAAACUCAGAGCCAGUGGUGAGAAGAAAUCGGCCUUCUUCGGAGUGGUGUUAAACCAGAUGGGGCUGUCAUCUGUACAGUUGUUCAAAAUUGACGAGGCUGCUGAACUGUUCGAAGAAGCCAGAGGAAUCUUGGAACAUGAGUGUGGCCCUUGUCAUCAAGAUACACUUGGUGUGUACAGUAACCUUGCGGCAACUUACGAUGCAAUGGGGAGGGUUGAAGAUGCAAUUGAAAUUUUGGAGUAUCUUCUUAAAUUGAGAGAGGAGAAGCUUGGUACAGCAAAUCCUGACUUUGAUGAUGAGAAGAAAAGGCUGGCUGAGCUCCUAAAAGAAGCGGGCAAGUCUAGGAACAAGAAGGCCAAAUCGCUUGAAAACCUCAUCGACCCUAAUUCGAAGAGGACCAAGAAAGAGUCGUCAUCAAAGAAGUGGUCUGCUUUUGGCUUUAGAAGCUAACACUCUUGUGCAAUAUCUAUCCUCUCCACUAGCUUCAAGGGAAGCAUGCAUAUUCUGUAGCAUAGAAGAUCGUGUAUAGUUAAUCCUUAAUCUGGUAAGGCCUCUUGUUUCUUGGCUGGUUUGGAUUGGCAUUGCUUUUAAUUCUUGUUCUAUAUUUGUUUGAUGCUCUGAGAAAAGACUUGCUUUCCUUGCAUUUCUAUUUCUUUUAAUUUUUUUAAUAUUCAUUUGUAUGACCCAACUGCAUUUGAAUAUGCACAAAUGAAUUCGAUGUCCUCGUUCUUGAUCUUCUUUGUAGUUUAGCUGUUCAUGAUAUACAAAUUGUUGUAAUAUUUUUAUUUUAUGUUGGUCUUUUUU
Cuscuta campestris is the source of this 2465-nucleotide messenger RNA. Lineage: Eukaryota; Viridiplantae; Streptophyta; Magnoliopsida; Solanales; Convolvulaceae. The record is from the annotation of a GenBank genome assembly.